This is a messenger RNA of Carassius gibelio (silver crucian carp), 3708 nucleotides long. Its product is annotated as sphingosine-1-phosphate lyase 1-like. Gene Ontology annotation, cellular component: endoplasmic reticulum. NCBI's taxonomy places the organism in Eukaryota, Metazoa, Chordata, Actinopteri, Cypriniformes, Cyprinidae. Gene Ontology annotation, biological process: carboxylic acid metabolic process; sphingolipid catabolic process. The coding region runs from base 262 to 1980 and encodes 572 amino acids. Gene Ontology annotation, molecular function: sphinganine-1-phosphate aldolase activity; pyridoxal phosphate binding. The transcript is spliced from 14 exons. The record is from RefSeq and is a predicted model, not a curated record.
UGGACUCAUCGCUGUGAUGAAGGACGCUUGGUGUGUUUGAAGAUCAGCGUGCGCGGUGACACGCCUGAAAAGCAAAUCGCGUCCCCUUUCACUCACACGGUACUUCCUGAUAUAAGGUUGCGCCUCAGAUUGUGUCAUGCAACGGGGCAUUCGCACUCAAAACAAGCCGAACAAAGAUCUUUCGGGCUGUCUUCCCCGUUUCUCACAGAGCAGUUAAAGAAACGACUUUUGCAGACAGGGUGUGUAACCUUGGCAAACAAAAUGGACUACAGGAGUGCCUUGGAGGUGUAUAAGGAGAUGGUGCUGCUGUACAUAGGGGAGGCUCGACACUUUGUGAAUUCUCAAUGUGCUGAUCUGGAGCCAUUGCAGAUCAUUGCGACCACUUUGCUGUGCACACUUGGUGCGGUCUGGCUAAAGGAUUUCCUUUUCCAAAAAGAGAGUCUGAUAUCAAGGGUAAAGAAGCAGUUCUUUAAAAUCAUCAGAAAAGUCCCAUUUAUUGGAGCAACAAUUCAGAAUCAACUCAACAAGGCAUUAGAUGACAUGUCGAUGAGUCUAUGCACGCUGAAGGAAGGCAUGUGCUACACUAAACUCCUACCAGCACAGGGCCUCACCCACAAACAGCUCCUCGACAAGAUCAGGGAGUAUGAGACACUGAGUGAAGUAGACUGGGCGAAAGGCAAAGUGUCAGGCGCAGUCUACUGGGGGGAUGAGAAGCUCACAGAUCUCUUGGUAAAGGUAUAUGGUGAGUUUGCCUGGAGCAAUCCCCUCCACCCAGACCUGUUCCCUGGGGUCAGGAAGAUGGAGGCAGAAGUGGUGCGGAUGACGUGUGCCCUUUUUAAUGGAGGGCCAGAUUCCUGUGGCACAGUUACUUCAGGUGGAACAGAAAGCAUUCUGAUGGCAUGCAAGGCGUACAGAGACAUGGCUCAUGAACGUGGCAUUAAACACCCAGAGAUUAUUGCACCCGUGAGCGUCCAUGCAGCGUUUGACAAAGCAGCACAUUAUUUUGGGAUGAAGCUCAUUCACAUACCUCUAGACAAGAAGACCAUGAAAGUCGAUGUGAAGGCAAUGAGAAGGGCCAUCUCUAGAAACACUGCAAUGCUGGUGUGUUCCGCUCCUCAGUUCCCCCAUGGAAUUAUGGACCCUGUAUUGGAAGUGGCGAAGCUUGCAGUAAAAUACAACAUCCCAUUCCAUGUGGAUGCAUGCUUGGGUGGGUUCCUGAUCAUUUUUAUGGAAAAGGCAGGUUUCCAACUUGAUCCCUUUGAUUUCCGGGUCAAUGGUGUGACCAGUAUCUCAGCUGAUACACAUAAGUAUGGUUAUGCUCCCAAAGGCUCCUCAGUGGUGCUCUACAGUGACAAGAAAUUUCGCCACUACCAGUAUUUCGUAGCACCUGAUUGGCAGGGAGGAAUUUACGCGUCUCCUUCCAUGGCUGGCUCUCGGCCUGGAGGCAUAAUUGCUGCCUGUUGGGCUACUAUGAUGCACAUGGGUGAGAAUGGAUAUGUUGACGCCACCAGGAAAGUCAUCGGGACUGCCCGCAAAAUCAAAGCAGGAAUCCGUAAAAUAGAUGGGAUGUUUGUAUUCGGGGAUCCAGAAGUGUCUGUGGUGGCUCUAGGCUCUGAUGUUUUUGAUAUCUUCCGCUUAUCUAAUGCACUGACUUCAAAAGGCUGGAAUCUCAACACUCUGCAGUUCCCAUCUAGCAUCCAUAUUUGUGUCACAAUGCUACACACACAGCCUGGUGUAGCUGAGCAGUUCAUCAGUGAUGUGAAGAGAGAAGUAGCCAUUAUCAUGGAGAAUCCUAAAGAGAGAACCACAGGGAUGGGAGCAAUCUAUGGCAUGGCCCAAUCCAUUCCUGACCGAACGAUGGUGACUGAGGUCUCACAGGGCUUUUUGGACUGCCUCUAUAGCACUGAGGUGCCCAAGAUACAGAACAAGCACCACAAAAACCAUAAGAACCACAUGAAUGGCAACUCUAAAGCGCACUGAGAUUGACUGUUGGGGUCUCCACCGUUAACUGACUUAAGGGAUGUUCACCGCAAUCAUCUAAUCAUUCAUUUACUAACUAACUCAUUUAUGUAUAAGCCAUAGUCACCUGAUAUUCUGGGAUUUGUGACUAAGGAGCGACAGUAUCUUGUCUGUAAGACUGUAGAGACCGGUACACAAGUGAGGGUCUGGGACAUAUUAAUUUAAUUUUGGUCACCAGUGAGUGCAGUUUUCCUUGUUUCAUUGGGUCAGUUUAUUAUUUUUAUGACCGAUGCACACCAUAUGUAUUUGAUCACAUUUCCACUAUUAUCUUUGGAAGUGUGCCACUUAAACUCAGGAUACCAGAGCACAAUCUUGUCACAAUGACUUUACAUUUUACAUGUUAUUAACAUUUCCCAGGAAUCAAAUAAUGCAGAUUCGAACCAAAUCCAUGAUACUAUCAACAUGGAUAAAUCAUGGAGCUAGGAUUAUAUAUAUUUGCUAUAUCUCCUCCUCUGUAGAAACUUUAAAACACAGCAGACGGUUUUCGGAUGGUAGUACUGCUCAGGUGAACCUGUGUUGCAAAUGUUUAUUUUAUUUCCUUCUUUUAAAUUCCCCGUAACUAGCAUAGAUUUGAUAAUCCAGUUUUAAAACAUUCAGCUAAUUUAAGAGAAAAUAUCUCUGAUUUUAAAUGACCUGUGGAAAAUGAUAUCAGGGCAAAACUUAACAAAUCCACCCAGCAGGUUGUGAAGUUCAAUAAUAUUUUCAGGUUCAAAUUCCCAUCCAUUUGGGUUUUCACAUUUCAUCCUAUCUACCUCAUACCUAAUAGUUAAAAUUAUUCAACACUUAUUGAUUGUUUCAGUUUUGUUUAAAUCCUGAGAAAUGUCAUGUGACUGGUAAUUUUAAUCAUCAGUCAAUGUCAUGUUCCAGGUUAUGGUACUCCAUGACAAGUGUUUUCAGAAAGUCAGACCUCCUUAAUUUGUGAGGCUUUCUUUUGUGUUUUGUAUUUGUUUGGGAUCUUUGUUCCAUCUUAACUCAAUUGAAUGAUAGUUAAGGCCUGGAACAGCAAAAAGGGACAUUAAUUUGUGUAUGAAGUCUGUGAUAUGAGGAUCACGAUGAUGACAUGGUACCAUGGAAACAUCACACCAGAUCUUGUCUGCAAUGUAAUGCCUUAAGCACUCAUAAUAUUUGUGACCACUGUGUGUGUUUUUACAUUUAAAAUCACUAAUAUAACGUCUCAUAUUUCAAUGUGUUUUUUUUUUUUAAUCAUUCAGUAAUUUCCAUGUACUUUUUUUAAGCCUCUUUUUGGGGUACUUCAAGUAGGAGGUAGGGCAGUGUUAUUUUGUAUGAUAACACUCUAGUACAGUAUAGUCUCAAGAACUGUAACAUGCCUUAGGCUAGGACGUAGAUGUGGAUAUUUGUUCUAACAGUUACCCUUCUUGCCUAAAUGAAGCAGUUUAAUGCCUUAAAGCAAUAAUCUGUAAUUACUGUAACUACUGAAACUGAGGCACUUUGAUCUGAUUUUUUUAAGCAUUAUAUGAACUUUACGGUUAUGGUUGUAUUAAGCACAACACUAACAGCAUUCACCUAAAUGCCUUCCACAGACGUCAGGGUGUGUGCUAUUAUGUUAACACACUAGCUACAUCAGCCUCAGGGACUAGACCUUUACCACGUCAUGCAGUCCAGUUUAGUUUUGUCCUGUAAUGUUUUUGUUGUUCCUAUAUAAAUCAAUAAACCUUGUCUUGAAAUAAA